AUGAACAGGGUGUUUCAAGACGUGCUGGAUAAGUACGUCAUCGUGUUUAUUGAUGACAUCCUGGUCUACUCCAAGAGCGAAGAAGAGCACGCUGACCACCUUCGCUUUGUGCUGCAGCGCUUGUGGGAAAAGCAAAUGUAUGCUAAGUUUAGCAAGUGCGAGUUCUGGUUACAGCAAGUGGCUUUCUUAGGUCAUCUGGUUUCAGCUAAGGGUAUUGAAGUUGACCCGGGCAAGGUACAGUCCAUAGUUAACUGGGAGACACCCAAGAAUGUAGCAGAUAUUCGCAGCUUCCUCGGUCUAGCCAGCUAUUAUAGGAGGUUUAUUGAGAAUUUCUCAAAGAUCUCCACUCGUAUGACUUGA
Telopea speciosissima is the source of this 360-nucleotide messenger RNA. RefSeq lists its product as uncharacterized. The transcript has a single exon. The record is from RefSeq and is a predicted model, not a curated record. Bases 1 to 360 code for a protein of 119 amino acids. NCBI's taxonomy places the organism in Eukaryota, Viridiplantae, Streptophyta, Magnoliopsida, Proteales, Proteaceae.